This is a messenger RNA of Galdieria sulphuraria, 1615 nucleotides long. RefSeq names its product peroxin 14. Gene Ontology annotation, molecular function: signaling receptor binding. The coding region runs from base 144 to 1577 and encodes 477 amino acids. The record is from RefSeq and is a predicted model, not a curated record. Gene Ontology annotation, biological process: protein import into peroxisome matrix, docking. Lineage: Eukaryota; Rhodophyta; Bangiophyceae; Galdieriales; Galdieriaceae. The transcript has 5 exons. Gene Ontology annotation, cellular component: peroxisomal membrane; peroxisomal importomer complex.
AGUAACAUUGAGUUUUCAAUUGACUUUCAAGUUUGAAAACCAAAUGUUUGAUUAACUCUAUUCGCCACAUCCGAUUCUGAUAACUUUAUGUAUCUUUCGGUGUUAGGAGGAAACUUGGGAAGAAAUUCAAUACUGCUGUGGUGAUGAUUCGUGAAGAAGAAGUGAAGAAAGCAGUAAGCUUUUUAGAGCAUCCCCAAGUAAAACCUACUGCGGGGCAAAGAAAGCUAGACUUUUUAAGAAGGAAGGGAUUAACUGAUGAGGAGAUAAGAGAAGCCUUUCAAAGGGCAGGGCAAACAUAUCCAGAAGAUACUUUUUCCGGAAAUGCUGAAGUUGAAAAGUUGGAUUCAGCUGCAAAGACGACAACAGUACCUGACAGUGUACCUAAGAGUUUUGCACCAAAUGAAAAUACCCCCAGUCAACAAAUUGCUCAAGUUCCUUCAGGAAAAGUAAACUCCAAUAAUUUUUCUUCCAAUCAGUGGACGAUGGCACAACCAGGAGGAGGAGGAGUUUGGGUUCCUCAACCUUUUGCAUAUGUCACUCCUCAAGUUACAAGUCCACAACAGCCUCAACAAAAAGAGCGCUCUUGGUCUGUUGGUAACGUAUUUCUAGGAGCAGGUGCUGCCGCAGGACUUUUUUUAGCUCUAAGAGAACUGUUGAGAAAGUAUGUCGUGCCACUUUAUUUUCCUGAAGCACGGUCGCGAGACAUUGGUAAACAGAAACUGUUCCGAGAAGAUGAAAAGGAUGAGGGAAGAAAGUACUUGGAGCAACAAGUUGAUGAGUUGAAAACUUCGGUGAAAAACCUCGUGAAAGCUACCGAAAGAAAUAAUGAUAUGAUAGAAGAACUCAUUCAUAACUCAGAACGUCAAACACGACAAGAAUUAGUUGAAGUUGUCAACUGUCUUAAAUCCGUUGUUUCUGGCAUGCAAGUACUAAAAGAUACCAUUCAUUUGGAAGUUUCCCAGUCAGGGAAUAAAAGGCAUCAAGAUAACUUAGCGAUUUCAAAUGGUAUGCAAAGUUAUCAAAGAGAAGAGGAUUUGGUUCGCACCAAGUCAGAAAAGGAAGUGUGGCGUUCGAAUAAGAAUUGGUUGGUUGGAGAGGAGGACGACUAUUCAUUGGAUGCAAAUGGUAUUGGAACCCAAAUAUUUUCAAAUAAGAUACGGGAUCCAGGCAUCAUGGAUGAUUUCAUGUCAAUUCCUCCGGCUUCUGUAGAAGAAUUGGUUCCGAAAGCUAAGGAAAUACCGAACGUCAUGUAUACAGUCAAUGAUAUCCAAAGCAAUUCAACCAAAAAGGAGGAAAAAGAAGAAGAAUAUAACAAGGCAACCAUGAGUGGAUCGCAAAAGACUAUUGAAAAUAUGCCAAAUGGAACUUUGGCAGCACAAUCAUUGGACGAGGAAAAUGCUAAGAAAGCAUUUCAACAAGCGAUGUUGGCAGAAGCAAGAGCCGCACUUCAAAGAAGAAGCCAUACUCAUUCGAGUUCUCGUUCAUCACCUGCUCGUUCUGUAGAUAGUGACCGUCAGAAUACUGACAAAGAGUUGAAGAGAGAAUCAGACAAUAUUACAAUCGAUAAUACCACAUAGAGAAGACUAUCUUUGUCUAUUUGCAAAUGUAUUUGAAA